GUGGUAACGGGGUUAGCUACUCCCACACCGGUAGGAGCCGGGCCGCUGGUUUGGCUUCCAGCAUGACUCUCCUCCUGCCUUGCACCCUGAGUAGAGCUGGGAGCUUGGGCAGAAGGGAGACCCGAGGAAAUGUGUUUUUUUCUCCAACUCGGGUCUAAAGGGACUCUUGCACCUUCUGGCUGGAACAUGGAGAAUUCGGAGGAAGAUGUCAAGUUUAUUGUGGAUGAGACCUUGGAUUUUGGAGGGUUGUCACCAGCUGACAGUCGUGAGGAGGAAGACACAGCAGUGUGGGCGACUUCGGAGAAGCCGCUUCGACGGGGCCUCUCCCACCGAGGUGACUCCAACGCAGUGGCCCCCACCCUCCAGGCCCCGAGGUUCAGCUUAGGGCCCCUCAGCCCGGAGAAGCUGGAGGAGAUCCUGCAAGAGGCCAACCGCCUGGCCGCUCGGCUGGAGCAGUGUGCGCUGCAGGAGCCGGCGAGCGCCCUCGAGGGCCCAGCGCCUCGCCAGGUGAGGCCCAGCCCCCGCCAGGUGAAGCCCAGCCCCCGCCGGGAGACUUUUGUGUUGAAGGACAGUCCUGUGCGAGACCUGCUGCCCACUGUGAGCUCCUUGGCUCGGAGUACACCCUCUCCACGCAGCCUGACGCCCCGACUGCGGAGCGGUGACAGAAAGGGCUCAGUCAGAGCUCUUCGGACCACACCUGGAAAGAGGCUGGCCAGCUCGAAGAGGGAAUCGCCCACAUGCAAUCUGUUCCCUGCAUCAAAAAGCCCAGCAUCUUCUCCUCUUGCCCGAUCCACGCCUCCGAGCCGAUCCAGCCCCUCAAACCGAUCCAGCCCCGCAAACCGAUCCACCCCCACAAGCCGAUCCACCCCCCCAAGCCGAUCCACCCCUCCACGCCGACUAGCUGCUCCGGUCCCAGGGCAAGCCAGGCCCAGUGAGCGAGCCGGAGCAGCUGCCCCGGCCAGACCAGUCCUGGCCCCGCAGCAGCCUUCCACCAGCAACUCUCAGCGCCCCGCCCCGCCGCAAGGUGCAGCUGCUAAACCUUCAAGUCGGCUGCCGGUCCCCACGACCCUCCCCAGGCCUGUGGGCCGCAUGCCACUCUCCAGCCGGAGUGUACUACCCUGCAAAGGUGGUCUUCCUCCAGAUUCUCUGUCAAGUCACAAGGGGCUUCCAAGACCAAGUGCUGCAGGCCACCGAGUGCCUGUUUCUAGGCGGCCAAAUCUCCCUGCCACUGGUGCUACUCGCGGCAAUCUGCAGGCCCCCAGGAAAGCCGCCGUCCCAGGGCCUACCAGGUAAGGAGUUCGGACGGCAAGCAAAUUUCAGUAGUCAACCACUACAGUUGCUGCCUGGCCCUACCUCUUCUGGGCCUCCCCAGCCCUUUUGUUGGAGGCAGACCCUGACCCUGACUCUCCUGCCCCAGGACCAGUGGAGGAGAUGCUACCAGGGCUGGUCCCCCAGGAGUUGAGACCUUGGGAAAUGGGUGGAUUAGGGUUGAACUGCAGGGGGCAUUAAACUCUCUGCAUUGAAAGCAGAUUCAGGAAAAAGAGGUCACCUCCUGGUCUUCAGAUGAACAAACAGAACUUGAAAAAUGCAGGAGUGGGUGUCCUCAUCCACCCCCACUCUUGCUUCCAACCCCUUGCUUCCCUGCUGGGGGUGGGGGGUGGGGGGGGUGAUUUCCAUCCCUGUGGGCAUUCACAUGCAUGGCCUCGGGAGAGGGGCCUCCCUGACU
This is a messenger RNA of Echinops telfairi (small Madagascar hedgehog), 1726 nucleotides long. It is a transcript of the gene PSRC1, whose product is annotated as proline and serine rich coiled-coil 1. Gene Ontology annotation, molecular function: microtubule binding. Lineage: Eukaryota; Metazoa; Chordata; Mammalia; Afrosoricida; Tenrecidae. Gene Ontology annotation, cellular component: spindle pole; microtubule cytoskeleton; spindle microtubule. Gene Ontology annotation, biological process: mitotic metaphase chromosome alignment. Bases 130 to 1293 code for a protein of 387 amino acids. The record is from RefSeq and is a predicted model, not a curated record. The transcript is spliced from 7 exons.